Solanum verrucosum is the source of this 1661-nucleotide messenger RNA. RefSeq names its product malate dehydrogenase [NADP], chloroplastic-like. Lineage: Eukaryota; Viridiplantae; Streptophyta; Magnoliopsida; Solanales; Solanaceae. The record is from RefSeq and is a predicted model, not a curated record. Gene Ontology annotation, biological process: tricarboxylic acid cycle; oxaloacetate metabolic process; malate metabolic process. The transcript is spliced from 14 exons. The coding region runs from base 183 to 1505 and encodes 440 amino acids. Gene Ontology annotation, molecular function: L-malate dehydrogenase (NADP+) activity; L-malate dehydrogenase (NAD+) activity.
GUCAUACACUAUGGCCUUAUACUAAUAUUUCAAAAUCAACACUUUGAUCCAAAAUAUUGUCCCUCCAAAACCACAAACUCCAUUUUCUUCUUCUUCUUGAAAAUAAGAAAAAAAUCUCACCUUUUUUGCUCAUUUCACUUGUGAUUUGUACACUUCUAGUUGUUUUUUUAAUCUCUGCUGCAAUGGCUGUAGCAGAGUUUAUUCCUUCUUCUUCUUCUUCAUUGACUAAAAAAGCCAGUUUUUAUUCAUCACAACUUUCUUAUGUGUCAACUAAGAUCUCUCAUCAACGUCGAUUAAGCUUUAAGCCUUUAUCGAGAACUUCUCAAAUAUGUUGCUCUGUUACUUCUAAGGAAGCACAAGCGCCGACUGUAGGGCAGACUGAUGAUCCAAAGAAGAAAUCAGAGUGCUAUGGAGUUUUCUGUCUUACUUAUGAUCUCAAGGCUGAAGAAGAGACGUCUUCGUGGAAGAAAAUGAUAACUGUUUCUGUGUCUGGUGCUGCUGGGAUGAUUGCUAAUCAUCUUCUUUUCAAACUUGCAUCUGGUGAGGUUUUUGGGCCAGAUCAACCUAUUGCAUUAAGGUUAUUGGGGUCUGAGCGGUCAAUCCAAGCUCUUGAAGGAGUUGCUAUGGAACUAGAGGACUCUUUGUAUCCUUUGCUUAGGGAGGUGAAUAUAGGUAUUGAUCCGUAUGAGGUGUUCCAGGAUGCAGAAUGGGCACUUCUCAUUGGUGCAAAGCCUCGAGGUCCCGGUAUGGAACGAGCUGGCUUAUUGGAUAUAAACGGUCAAAUCUUCGCUGAACAGGGGAAAGCUCUCAAUGCCGUUGCAUCGCGAAAUGUCAAAGUGAUAGUUGUGGGAAACCCUUGCAAUACCAAUGCAUUGAUUUGUUUGAAAAAUGCUCCAAAUAUACCAGCAAAGAACUUUCAUGCCUUGACGAGGUUAGAUGAAAAUAGAGCCAAAUGUCAGCUAGCUCUAAAAGCUGGAGUCUUUUAUGACAAAGUAUCUAAUGUUACCAUUUGGGGCAAUCACUCAACCACUCAGGUUCCGGACUUUUUAAAUGCUAAAAUUAAUGGAUUGCCAGUCAAAGAGGUGAUCAAAGACACUAAAUGGUUAGAGGAAGAGUUCACUGUAAAAGUCCAAAAGAGAGGUGGUGUACUUAUUCAGAAAUGGGGAAGAUCUUCAGCUGCAUCAACUGCUGUGUCGAUAGUCGAUGCAAUAAGGUCUCUUGUCACUCCUACACCUGAAGGAGAUUGGUUUUCUACUGGAGUAUAUACAAAUGGAAAUCCUUAUGGGAUAGCAGAGGAUAUAGUUUUCAGUAUGCCUUGUAGGUCAAAAGGAGAUGGUGAUUAUGAACUCGUAAAAGAAGUAAUAUUUGAUGAUUACCUUUGGAACCGUAUAAAAAAGUCAGAAGAUGAGUUGCUCGCGGAGAAAAGAUGUGUUGCCCAUCUUACAGGAGAGGGUAUCGCGGUCUGUGAUCUGCCCGGAGAUACAAUGCUUCCCGGAGAGAUGUAAAAAACAGCAAACCAUUUUGCAGAAUGUAUUUUUACAGAUUAUGUUGAAGAACUUGCAUAGAUAAAGGAUAAUGCAAGUGUUGUUUGUAAUUUGUGCACCAUUGAUUAAUCAGUCUUACAAGGGAGAUAAUAAAUGAGACACAAAAGUAUCAGUAUU